Molecule: messenger RNA, 10213 nt
Organism: Astyanax mexicanus (Mexican tetra)
Lineage: Eukaryota; Metazoa; Chordata; Actinopteri; Characiformes; Acestrorhamphidae
Gene: abca7
Product: ATP-binding cassette, sub-family A (ABC1), member 7
Exons: 50
Coding region: 182-7237 (2351 amino acids)
Biological process (GO): lipid transport; transmembrane transport
Cellular component (GO): intracellular membrane-bounded organelle; membrane
Molecular function (GO): ATP binding; ABC-type transporter activity; ATP hydrolysis activity
Source: RefSeq, a predicted model, not a curated record
CUGAGGGAUCCUGCUCCGUGGUGCUGGUCCGUAUAGAGGCGGCACUGCAGCUCGCAACCGGCAAAAGUCCUCAGAGCUGGAUUACAGCAGAACAUCGCUUUUCUAACGAACAGCAAAAGGUCCAGCGCCAAAAUUUCCUCUCUUUUAGUAGCCAUGGCCAUUUAGACCUGGGCAUUUGACAAUGGCCAUAGGAACCCAGCUGUACCUCCUGCUGUGGAAGAACUUCACCUACCGCAGAAGAAAUAAGUUCCAGCUGAUCACUGAACUGCUCUGGCCACUCUUCCUAUUCCUCAUCCUCAUCUCCGUACGCAACUCUCACCCACCCUACAAACAGAGCCAGUGCCACUUCCCCAACAAGGCACUCCCAUCUGCAGGCACUUUAGCAUGGGUGCAGGGCAUUGUUUGCAAUGUUAACAACCCAUGCUUCCACUACCAAACUCCAGGGGAGAGACCGGGACAACUGGCGAACUUUGAUAACUCCUUAAUCUCUCGAUUGUUAGUGGAUGCUGGACAUAUCCUCACCAACACAAGUGACUGGACAGCCCUCACAGAUGACCUUUCUCUUGCUGUUCAGAGACUGGCCGAGAGACAGGAUGCCUGGCCAAAUUUCCCAGUGGGAGAAUACCUCAGAGCAAACGAGACAUUUUCUUCCUUCCUGCGUACCAACUGCAGCAUUCCCUCCAACUCUGUGGAUCACCUGAUGAAGGCACGACUCAACCUCCAGGUUGCUCUGACAGGAUCGGGAUUACGUCUGUCUGAAAUCGUCUGUAAUGCCACUCUCUUGGGCCGUUACCUCACAAUGGAAGGAAACACCUCCUUUACUCACCUGCAGAGAGACUUGUGUGCUGUUCCCUCAGAUUUGCUGCAGCAAGCCGAACGGAUAUUUCUCUCACAGAUGGACUUUAGAAAGAUUUUCACGAGGGAGCGUCUCCUCUCCAGUGCUGCCGACCUACAGGUGCUCAGCCAGGCAACCGCCUCUGCAGCUCAGGAACUGGCCUCCAUUAUGGAUAAUAUAUACACUCUGUCAAGCUUCUCUGAGCUCAACACAGAUCUCCGGCUACUGCUUCAAGAGAACAGCUCGGCUCUGCCCCAAAAGCGCUUCCAAGCCUUCUCCAGGAUUAUGUGUGGUCACCCAGAGCAGGACGGGGAGAGCAUUCCCUCUUUUAACUGGUAUGAAGAUCAAGACAUCAAGUCUUUCCUGGGCAGGAGCCGGUCAGAGGAAACCGACUUGGAAAACGAUACAACCAGUCCAUUCUGUAAAAGCAUGAUUCAAAACUUGGAAAUGAAUCCUGUCUCUCGCAUUUUCUGGAGAGGUAUUAAGCCACUUUUCAUUGGGAAAAUUCUCUACGCGCCAGAUACUCCUGCUACGCGCCGUAUUAUGAAAGAGGUGAACAGGACAUUCCAGACGCUGGACGUUCUGGAAGAGGUAUAUGGAGCAUGGGAGGAGGUGGGACCCAGAAUCAAGAGAUUCAUGGAGAACAGCCUGGAGAUCCGACUGCUGAAGGAUUUUCUGAGGCGGCCGGAGGUGGCAGUGGUGGUGAACCUGCGGCUGGAGAACACCUCAUGGACAGCGUCUCGCCUUGCCCAGUUCCUCUCUACACCUGAUCCAGACACUCCCAGGAGAAAAGGAGCACCUCCCACCUGGCUGGACCUGUAUCAGGAUCUCAAUAGCUCUCUUAGCACCUUGUCACAAGUCACAAAGUGUUUUUCCCAGAACAAAAUGGAGGGAUUGGAUACAGAAGAUGAGAUGGUAGAGCGGGCUCUGGAGCUGCUGGAGGAUCGGCAGUUUUGGGCUGGAAUUGUCUUCCUCCUUCCAGAUCCCUCCUCCUCAAACCUGCCCCCUCAUGUCAAGUACAAGAUCCGGAUGGACGUAGAUGAUGUUACACGCACCAAUAAAAUCAAAGACAAAUUCUGGGACCCAGGCCCGGCUGCAGACCCCUUCAGUGACAUGCGAUACAUAAGAGGUGGCUUUGUCUAUGUGCAGGAUUUAGUGGAGCGAGCAAUAACACAAGUACUCAGCGGCAAGCAACCAUCUACUGGGAUAUAUGUACAGCAGAUGCCCUAUCCGUGCUUCGUGGAUGAUGUUUUCCUGCGUGUGCUGAAUCGCUCACUCCCUCUCUUCUUGACGUUGGCAUGGACUUACUCAGUAGCCAUGAUCAUCAAGUGCGUGGUAUAUGAGAAGGAAGCACGGCUGAAGGAGACCAUGAGGAUUAUGGGACUGAGCUCAGGGACUCUCUGGCUCAGCUGGUUUGUCAGCAGCUACCUGAAUUUCCUCAUCAGCUCUCUGCUUCUCGUCACUGUGCUGAAGGUGGGAGACAUCUUGCCCUAUAGUGACCCCGCGGUGGUCUUCUUCUUCUUGUCUGCCUUUGCCACAGCCACCAUCAUGCUGUGCUUCCUCAUCAGCACCUUCUUCUCCCGGGCCAACCUGGCAGCAGCCUGUGGAGACCUUGCAUACUUCUCCCUUUACCUGCCUUAUGUUCUGUGUGUGUCCUGGAGGGAAUACCUCACCAGCGUACAUAGGAUCCUAGCUAGUUUUCUGUCUCCAGUAGCCUUUGGGUUUGGCUGUGAGUACCUGUCUCAGUACGAGGAGCAAGGGCUGGGCAUCCAGUGGUCCAACAUGUGGUCCAGCCCUACUGAAGGAGACAAAUACAGCUUAUCUACCUCUAUCAUAAUGCUCUAUGUGGAUGCCUUUAUCUAUGGAGUGGCCACUUGGUACAUCGAAGCUGUGUUUCCAGGGCAGUAUGGAAUUCCCAGACCCUGGUAUUUUGUCUUCCAGCUGAAAUACUGGGGAGGAGCUCUGAUGGAGGCUGGUUUGCCCAUUCCUCCUGCACCUAUAGAUGAAGGAGACAAUCGAAUUGAAGCUGAGCCAUCUGAUCUAAUCCUUGGUGUAGCCAUACAUAACUUGGUAAAGAUUUAUAAAAAGGGAGCCAAACUUGCUGUCAAUCAUCUGAGCGUCAAGUUCUUUGAGGGGCAAAUCACUUCGUUCCUGGGUCACAACGGAGCUGGCAAGACAACCACACUGUCUAUCCUGACAGGGUUGUUUCCCCCAACUGCUGGUUCGGUGUAUAUUAAAGGCAUGGACAUCCGCACAGACAUGAACGAAAUCCGCAGAACACUGGGAGUGUGUCCCCAGCACAAUGUCCUCUUCGAUAUGCUGACUGUGGAGGAGCAUGUGUGGUUCUAUGGUCAUAUGAAAGGCAUGAGCAGUUCUGAAGUAAAGGAGGAGAUGGCCUCCCUGCUGGAAGAUGUGGGACUAACACACAAACGCCACGAACAGACCAAGAACCUCUCAGGCGGCAUGCAGAGGAAGCUCUCAGUGGCUAUAGCCUUCAUAGGAGGGUCAAAGGUUGUGAUUCUGGAUGAACCCACUGCUGGUGUUGACCCCUAUUCUAGACGUGGGAUCUGGGAUCUGCUGCUCAAAUACCGCAAAGAUCGUACAAUCAUUCUGUCUACACACUACAUGGAUGAGGCUGAUCUUCUGGGUGACCGUAUCGCCAUCAUCUCUCAGGGGAAGCUGUGUUGCUGUGGCUCUUCACUCUUUCUAAAGUCACACCUGGGCACAGGUUACUACCUCACUGCGGUAAAGAAGGAGCUCCAGAGCCGGACGCCAACCAGCGCCAGUGGAAAGCUUUUGGCGGCUGUAAAUGACACAGAUUCUACCAGGAGUGAUGACACUGGACUUGGAAGUGAGGUCAAUAGUUCAGUUAUAAGUGGCCUUGUGGCUCUGGCUCAGCACUACGUCUCCGGGGCCCGGCUGGUGGAGGACGUUGGCAGGGAGGUGGUCAUUAACCUCCCACAUGCUGCUUCUGAGGAUGGCACUCUGGCCCUCUUCCUGGCAGAGCUGGACAAACGUCAGGCCGAAUUUGGCAUCAUCAGUUACGGCCUCUCAGACACCACGCUAGAGGAGAUCUUUCUGAAGGUGGCAGAGGAGACCGGAGUAGAUGCCGAGCCGGAUGAGGCAGCCACCCCACCUGCUGUGUCUCCAAGCCAGCAGGGGGAGCCACCUGAGGACAGAGAUGCAGGAUGGAAACGUCAAAGCAGGACAGAGGCCCAGGAGACGGAUCCACUGAGUGGUGAUGGUCGGGGCAGUGUGUCCCUCACAGGCUGGGGUCUGACCUGGCAACAGCUCAGAGCUCUCUUCACCAAGAGGCUUCUGUAUGCUACCCGCAGCCGGAAAGGCUUCAUAGCUCAGAUUGUGCUGCCUGCAUUGUUUAUCCUGAUUGAUCUGCUGUUCAGCCUCAUUGUCCCACCCAUGGGAAAGUAUCCUGCUCUGGAGCUGCAGCCAUGGAUGUAUGGCGAACAGUUUACAUUCUUCAGUAAUGAUGCUCCACAAGACCCGGCCAUGCAGAACCUCCUCAGUGCUCUUUUGGACCCUCCUGGAUUUGGGACCAAAUGCUUGGCCUCAGACAUGGAGGCCCAGUGUACAGGGGAGAAUGUCGGGACCAAGUUCAAUUCUCCUCAGAUCCCCUUUAGCACGUGGAAGCUGUUUAACUCUCCCAACUGGACAAUGGAGCACCCUUCUCCUGACUGCAUGUGCAGCACUGAGGAAGUUCGCAGAAUGCUGCCCGACUGUCCAGAGGGAGCAGGAGGAUUACCUCCACCACAGAUAAAGAGAUUGACUGGUGACAUACUGCAGAAUUUGACAGGGCGUAAUAUAUCUGACUACCUCAUGAAGACUUAUCCUCAGAUUUUGAAAAAAAGCAUGAAGACGAAAAAAUGGGUAAAUGAGUUCAGGUAUGGAGGAUUUUCUCUGGGUGCUAAAGGUUCACAGACUCUGAUUGGCUCUCUUCAGCUGGAGGAGUCUGUAAUGGCUAUCAGAAAACAGUACAAAAUAGCAGAGAACAGUUCCCUGGAUCAGCUUCUGGACAGAUUACCGGACCUCUUCACUGACCUCAAUAGUCAAAACAAUGUCAAGGUGUGGUAUAAUAACAAAGGUUGGCAUGCAAUGGUGUCAUUUGUCAACAUCAUGAACAACGGACUGCUGCGGGCAAGCCUUCCUCCUGGACCAGAAAGACAGAAGCAUGGAAUAACUGCCUACAACCACCCUCUGAAUCUCACCAAGGAGCAGCUGAGCGAUAUGGUCUUAAUGACCACCUCAGUGGACGUCCUGUUGUCCAUAUCUGUGAUUUUCGCCAUGUCUCUUGUGCCAGCGAGUUUUGUGCUCUUUCUGAUUGAGGAAAGGGUCAGCAAGGCUAAACAUCUCCAGUUUGUUAGUGGGGUCAAGCCCAUUCUGUACUGGACUGCAAACUUUGUCUGGGACAUGCUGAAUUACACUGUGCCAGCCACCUUGGUGGUUCUCAUCUUCAUUGGCUUCCAGCAGCAGGCCUAUGUAUCAGAAAAGAACCUUCCUGCGCUAGUGCUGUUGCUUCUGCUGUAUGGGUGGGCCAUCACUCCUCUCAUGUACCCUGCCUCGUUUGUGUUCUCUGUGCCCAGCACAGCCUACGUGACACUUACCUCCAUUAACCUUUUUAUUGGCAUCAAUGGAAGCAUAGCCACCUUCGUUUUGGAGCUCUUCACCAAUGAGCAUUUAAGGGAGGUCAACAGGAUUCUAAAAAAGGUCUUUCUGAUCUUUCCUCACUUCUGUUUGGGUCGAGGUCUUAUUGACAUGGCCAAAAACCAGGCGAUGGCAGAUGCUCUCCAGAGGCUUGGCACCAAGCAGACCCUGGAGCCAUUGGAGUGGGAUUUUGUUGGAAAGAAUUUGUUUGCCAUGGCUGUGGAGGGCGUCGUCUUCUUUAUUUUUACUAUACUUUUACAGUAUAAAUUUUUUAUACGUUGCAGGCUGCCAUGGUUUGAGCCUGUCCUGCCGCCUUUGUGUGCAGAGGAUGAGGAUGUAGGGCGUGAGAGAGAUCGGGUGAAGAAUGGAAGAACUCAAGAUGACAUUCUCACUCUUAUAGACUUAAGCAAGGUGUAUAAAUCCGGCAAGAAACCAGCAGUGAAUCGGCUUUGUCUUGGCAUUCCUCGAGGAGAGUGCUUCGGCCUGCUUGGGGUUAACGGGGCUGGAAAGACCUCUACUUUCCUCAUGUUGACUGGGGACACCAGUGUAACCUGUGGAGAAGCUUUCCUCUGCAACCACAGUGUGCUAACUGAGAUGGAUAGGGUCCAUCAGCUUAUGGGCUACUGUCCUCAGUUUGAUGCUAUCAAUGAACUUUUGACUGGAAGAGAGCACCUGGAGUUCUAUGCUCGAUUGAGGGGAGUUCCUGAAGCAUAUGUGGCAAAGGUCGCUCAGUGGGGGGUGAAAAAGCUGGGACUGACACACUACGCUGACCGAGAAGCAGGAGGCUACAGUGGAGGCAAUAAACGCAAACUCUCAACAGCCAUUUCUCUUAUUGGAGCUCCGCCAGUUAUUUUUCUGGAUGAGCCAACAACAGGAAUGGACCCAAAGGCUAAGCGUUUCCUAUGGAACUGUAUUCACAGCGUCAUCAAAGAAGGCCGAGCUGUCAUUCUCACAUCCCACAGUAUGGAGGAGUGUGAGGCACUCUGCACUCGUAUGGCUAUAAUGGUCAAUGGCAGGUUCCAGUGCCUAGGUUCAGUGCAGCAUCUCAAGAACAGAUUUGGAGAUGGCUACACUAUUAUUCUUCGCCUGUCUGCACCCCCAAAGGAUCCCUGCCCUGUGGAUGCUUACAUCAAGAACUCUUUUCCUGGAAUAGAACUAAAGGAAAGACACCACAAUGUCCUGCAAUACCAGCUGCCAUCUAAUUCCUGCUCCCUUGCACGUGUGUUUGAUGUUCUGUCCAACAACUAUGAAGAACUAGGAGUAACAGACUAUUCAAUCUCUCAGACCACUCUGGACCAGGUAUUUGUCAACUUUGCCAAAGAGCAGACGGAUGAUGAUGACCAGCUAAGUGGAGUAACUGUAAAUGGUGGAUUGGUGGCAGCUCAAACCAGCAGACCUCAAUCCAGACGGAGUAUCCAGCCUCAUCCGACCACUCAACAAUCUACACCUUCUCCAAGUGCUUCUCCUGAACCUAGCAGGUCACCCUCUCCAGUCAGUGCAGCUCAACCAUCCCGCCCCCAAUCACCCAACAAAUCCAGUCAGCCAAAAGCUGGAGGCUCAAAGAAUAAAGAAGGUAAACGUAGUGUCCUUUCAGAAGCAAAGCAACCGCAGCAGAUACAAAUGCAGCCUAUGCUGGAUUCUUCAGGCAGUGGACAGAAGCGCUCAGAUGGAGAUCGCUCUCGGAGUAAAGACCCAGCCAAGCUCUUUUUAGUUAAACCUAAACCGCAAGACAGCAAUUUGUGAACUUCUAGGAUGAGGAUGAAGGAUUAUGGAUAAAUGACAAAAGUAUCUAAUUGAAAGUCACAUAUGGUCUGAUUUGAUUUCACCAUUUUCAUCAAUGCGUUUUCUUUAUUUUAAUGACUAUUUAAAUGGUAAGGCAUCAAAACUUUUAAUGAACACAUGUGGAGUAAAGUAGUUAACAAAAAAUGACCUGGCCUCCACAGUCACCGGACCUGAACCCAAUCCAGAUGGUUUGGGGUGAGCUGGACCACAGAGUGAAGGCAAAGGGGUCAACAAGUGCUAAACACCUCUGGGAACUCCUUCAAGAAUAAUGGAAAAUCAUUUCAGGUGACCACCUCUUGAAGCUGAUUGAGAAAAUGCCAAAAGUGUGUAAAGCAGUAAUCAGAGCAAAGGGUGGCUAUUUUGAAAAAAUAUAUAAUAUAUAUAUUUUUUAGGUACUUUACCUUUUUUGUUAAGUACAUAACUCCACAUGUGUUAAUUUGUAGUUAUGAUGCCUUCAGUGAGAAUCUAUAAUGUAAAUUAUCAUGAAAAUAAAGAAAACGCAUUGAAAAAGAGAAGGUGUGUCCAAACUUUUGGCCUGUACUGUAUAUACACGCUUUUCCUAAUUUUCCUAAAAGUUGUGCCCAUACCCCUGUGUGCACACAAAGGAAUGUCAGGAAAUCUUAAUUUGGCACAACAUGUGCAUAGGAAAAAGGUGUAUUAAGUCCAGUCUUUCUUCUCACAUUGAUGUUGCACUCUCAGGAAUAGAAUCUGAUCUAGGACCACAUGUAAGAGAAAGCCCUGAAAAAAAUAUUUUGUUUCAUAUUAAAGCAAAAAAAUGGAUUUUAAUCACUUGCAGUACAAUUUUCAUCAAUAAUGAUAAAAUUAUAUCAGUUAAAAGCAAGUAAAGAUAUCAAAUUUAUAAUUGAAUUUUGUAAAUAUGAAUUUGCACUACAAAUCUCUAUUUACAUCAUAGGUCCCUCAGCUGAAUAAUAUAUAACAUGAUUGUCAUGAAAAAACAUUACAUGUUCAAAAUGACAACUUUACAGAGAAAGAAAAAAGUAAAAUGGCGAAAAUUAAAUUCCAAACCAUUUUGGAGUAUUUUAUUGGCAAAUAUACCAUGAAGUAAAAAAAAAUUGUUUUUGUCUGACAGCGUUGAUUAGUUAAAAGAUCUACAUUCCUGUGGGUCAGACACUCAAGCGGGCAAUUGUGACAAUUGUAGCAGCCUUAAAAGACCUUAAAACUGUUACCUUGCACGUGACAUUAUUCCAAAUCCAGACAUAUUAUCUCACAGAGUACAAUCAUUAACAGUCAUGAGCGUCUGAAUUUGUUCCUGGACAUUAUUAUUCCUCGUCUUUGUGUGGUGCCUUGUUCAUGCAUCUGUCAAAACUGAAUGCUGUUACCUUAUUGCUGUUACAAUUUACAAUUCAGGCGUUGCUCUGUUGCAGCUCUUCUUGUGUGUGUUUUUUUUUUUUUUUUUUUGCUUUAUAUAAUGACUUAACUUAAAAUUGGUUGUUUUCCACAAAAAUAAUAUAUUUUUGGUAUCCUUUAUAUUUAUUUUUUAAAAACCUGCAACCAUCUUUACAAUUUUAAUUGCACUGCAGACGUGUGCAUCUUUUGCAAAUCCAUUUUGGUGACAAUUUUGUACUUUUUAUUUUAGGUUUAGAAUGUAGUUUCAUAAUCCCUCUGUAUUUGUCUCAACAACAGGCAAGGUAUUACACACAAACACUGCCUUUAAGUAGGUCAAGCUGUUCCUGUUUCUCUGAAAUUGUUUUAAACAUGUUGGUUUUAACUCUGUUGUAUGGUGUGCCGUUUUAACCUAAAAUGACGCCAGUCAUACAAAGUUAUAACUCAAAUUAAAAAUCUCUGUAAUCAUUUUUUGAUGGAAGAAACUCUCUUUUUAAAUCUACAAAGCUAUAAAGUCCUUUAUACUAGUUGCAUCACCAGAUUGAUAUUACUGUAAUGUAAUUUUCACUAUUUCUAUAUUAAAUAUGAAUUUAUGUAAAGAUAUAUAAUUAUUGAUAGUAUUACUUUAAAAAUAUAUAUAUUAUUAUAGCUUAUAUCUAAAACGAGAAUUUAUAGAAAUAAAAACUGAACUGCAGAGAUCUGUAAUUUGAGUUUUUACUACUGGAAAUGGUGUUAUCUAUCACUUGAAUCGCUGGCGAAGUUUUUAGGCUAAAAGGCAUGCCAUACUGUUGCACUUUAGGGUGAAAGUAGCUGUAAAUCCAAAGUCAUGCAUAUCACUGAAUGCUUGAUUGACUUUAGAAGUUGUCUGAUGUGAUGUACUGUAUAACUCGAUGGUAUUCAUGCAAAACAUAAUCUAUGAAUGUAUAGACAAUGUAAACAAUGUUACUUAUUAUUGACUAUGCACUGAAGCAUAGAUGUGGACCUCACAUCUGUUAUUUAUGUAUAUUUGUCUAUUUAAAUAAUAAUAUAUACUCUAUGGACAAAAAUAUUGGGACACCUAAUUUAUUUUCUUCUGAAAUCAAGAGUAUUAAAAAAGAGUUUAUCCUGCUUUUGCUGGAGUAACUGUCUCUGCUGUGCAGUAAAUAUGCUUUCUAUUAGAUUGUGGAAAAUUGCUGUGAGAAUCUGAUUGCACUCAGCAACAAGAACAUUAGUGAGGUCAGAAUGGCAGAUGAUGAUCACACCCUGCCUCAUCCUCAACUCAGCCCAAGAAUAUUGGAUGGAGCACCAUGAUUUCAGGUCAAAGCUGGUGGGGUUUAUACCCUGUAGUUUACACAUGGUUAUGUGCUCCAGAGAUGCACAUUACGUUUGUGUGUUCUUUAAAUAAAUAUAUGUUGUCACUGAUUCUUAAACUUGAUUCUCAAGACUGCUGAUAUUGACUGGAAUUCAUGCGACCCUCAACUUUAACAAGAUUCCCAGUACCUGCACUGGACACACAGCCCCACAGCAUGAUGGAACCACCCCCCCAUAAUGUAUUCAAAGGGUAUUUAAAUCAAUAAAAUGACAAGGGUGCUUAAAUUUAUGCACCUGCCUAAU